Gymnodraco acuticeps is the source of this 3891-nucleotide messenger RNA. Its product is annotated as acidic leucine-rich nuclear phosphoprotein 32 family member A-like. Gene Ontology annotation, biological process: synaptic transmission, cholinergic; protein localization to cell surface. The coding region runs from base 213 to 1202 and encodes 329 amino acids. Gene Ontology annotation, cellular component: neuronal cell body; neuron projection; intracellular membrane-bounded organelle. Lineage: Eukaryota; Metazoa; Chordata; Actinopteri; Perciformes; Bathydraconidae. The transcript is spliced from 6 exons. The record is from RefSeq and is a predicted model, not a curated record.
UUAUUGCAGUGGACCAGAGCCAGCUGUUUUUGAGCAGAACAGCUGAGGUUUUAUUUUUCACUCAUCGCACUCUUUCAUUUCCAUUUAACCUCCAGCUUUUUUUAUUCCCCCACUCCUUCUCCAGCGUCUUCAUCCAUUUCUCUUAUAGUGUGUGUGCGAGUGUGUGUGUUUUUGUGUGUGUGUGCGCGUGUGUGCGUGUGUGUGCACCGAGCAUGGUGGUGUCAACAUCACAACAAGUCGCCCUGGCUUUCACUGCCGUGCUUUUCACGUUUGUUGUCCUGCCCAGGAUGUUCGGGGUUGGCGGAGGAUCCGGGACCAAAGAGACCCGGUUCGACCCCCGGCUCUCCAGAAAAGCUGGUCCGGGUCCAGGUGCAGUGAGAGAUCAGCCGAUGAACCUGAACGCACCGGGUUCCCCUCAGAGCCCGGAGAACAUGCAGCAGAUGAAGAAGCUGAUGGAGCAAGAGAUGAAGAGCGACAACAAGUUCAAAUCCAACAGCAACAAGGGCUACGUGUUCACGCUGAUGCCUCUCUACGCCAUCGGGCUCGGAGUGUUUGCAGCCUAUAAAUUCUUAAAGAUAAAGUCUGCAGAUGACAAGGAACAACAAAAGGAGAAAGUUGUGAAAGGAGCAAAGAAAUCAGUGGAAGCAGAGAACCAGCUGAAUGAGCUGGAACAAAGGCUGACGCAGACGGAGAGGAUGCUGAACUCCAUCCUCACUCAGCUGGACCCGCUCACUAACUGUGUGAAGUCCGUGGCCCUGGAUCAAAAGAACGAGAUCAUGUCUCAGCUGCAGACCAUCCGCGUCCUGAUGAAGAAGAGAGGCAUGGACUGCCCCCCAAUCAACAUCAACGAGUCGUCCUGCGAGCGAAAUCUAGACGACAUCAUCGAGUCGCUCAGAGCCAAAGACUCUGCAGCGGAAAGUUCUCCAGAAACGCCUGAAGCUUCGGAGCAGAUCCGUCCGAGGGGUUUGGAAGACGAUGCUGCAGCAGAAGGUGAAGAGAUGAAGGAGCUGAAACCUGAGGAGUCAGACGGGGAAGUGGCCGAGAAAGAAGAAGGAGAGGAGGAAGAGGAAGAGGAAGAGGAGGAAGGUUUGGAGGACUCUGAGCUCAUGCCUUCUUUAGAGGACUCCUCUGAGACAAACAUUGAGGACGUUGGAUCAGAGCAGCUUGUUUCUGGCCUCAGGCGUCGAAACAAGCCCGACUGAACUCACUGUGGAGGAAUGAGACGGAUUAUUAUCAAAACCUGAAUGUCUUUCUUUCCCAAAUAGUCUUCUUGCCUGCAGUGUGAAUGCAGAAAUGUUAAGUACCCCAAAGCUUUAUGUUAGAAAUGUAUGGUACGGGUCCCCAGCAAUUUGCCUAGUUGGCAUAAGUUGCAUUCAUGAGAAUAUGCAGACAAUAUUUCAAAAGUGGCUUGGCUGAUUUGGACAAUUUUGGUCUGGUUUUUCAGAUGUUGAAUCAAUGUUUGACCUUUUUAUGAUCAGAAAUGGGAGUUUUGAGUCUCCUAAAACUUUCAAAUCGACCCAAAAUUCAUUAAGAAAACACAUAUGUCCACUUUCUGGUUAAAACUGCCCUUUUUGGUCCUGACCAUGUUAGAAAUUGAUUAAAUAACCUCCAAAACCACAACAAGAUCAUCCAAAUCUGCCAGCCCAUUUUAUAACUAUUGUCUGCAUAUGCUAACUAACGCAACUUAGGCUAAUUGUAUACACAUGUCCAACAUAUGCAAGUUAGCAUCCGGCAGUUUCUAUGUGCUGGGGACCCGUACUCUACAUGUCUAUCAUACAACUUUGGGGUAUUCAACAUUUCAGUGUUUACAACAGGACUCUAUGAGAUGGUAAACUAAAAGGCUGUCUACAUAUUAACAAUAAUCAUAUAUUGCAUUCAUAGGAAACUCUAACACAUGAUGCUCUAUUUUCCUGUUGCACUCACAGGGACCAGCACAAACACAUGUGCACCAGGUCAACGAGUCAAUAUGAUACUACUCUUCCUAUAGAUCAGGGGAGUCAAACUCAAUUUCAUCGCGGGCCACAUUCGUAUAAAGGUUGCACUCAAAGGGCCGGUUGUAACUAUAUUAAUAUAUAGAUACAAUAAUGUAUUAUAUGACAUUAUUGCCUCUGAAUUGGAUUAUUAUCGGAUAGGAUAAUAACUUAGUAAUUAACUACGUCUGAAAGCAGAAGUCCAGGGCAAAUAAUUGCAAGUCUCUUCAGUGAGCACAAAAACGAGAUGCAUUGUGGGACAUGUAGUUUAUGGGCAACGUGCUACUGUAAAGUGGCAUGUACCCGUAUAAUAAACGUAUUAUAUUCUUUGCAAGCUCUUGCGGGGCCACAUAAAAUGAAGUCGCGGGCCGGUUUUGGCCCCCGGGCCUUGAGUUUGACACCCCUGCUAUAGAUGCAAAAAAGGGUUACAUGACAUAUUAAUCCUCUCUGUUUCUGUCAGACUACUCGUUUCAUACCUUUGUAACAUCUGUGAGAGGAAUCUGCAGCGUGAAGUUACUCUUCCUACAUUUAUUCAGAUUUUACCUACAAUUUACUCCAUUUUCAUAAUAACUUGGUGCUUACCAAUGAUAAUGUUGUUGUAAAUAGCAGUGUGCAUGAAUACUGUUUAAACUCAGACCCUCUUCCACCCUCACGGGAAGAAAAAAAAAAAUCAAUCCUCUUGCUGUUCCUCUCACUUCUGCACCACAUGCACACUGGGCACAAAAACAGACGGAGGAUAGACGUGUUGGAGGAGGAGCCCCAGCAUUGUGUAGUGCUACUGGUUUUAGUCUUUGUGUGCUGACUUUAAAAUGUCCUGCUAAAAGUCAUUUUGCCAACACUUAUCAUUGCCUUUUUUUUAGGAUGAAAUCACUACAUGUAUAUUUAUUUGAUUGGCUCUGUCGUUGGUUUCUAUGCAUUAAAAGGAGGCUGCAUUUGCCAUUACUUUUCACAUGUUUAUCCAGCUGUCCAACAGACUUAGGAUAACAAUACUGAGAUGUCUUUUUGCGGUACUGUUGUUGCAUUUCCUGCAGGUCUUUUAACGCUUAUUUCCACUUUGAUGAAUGCCACAGGAAGUGAGCAUUGGAUUACUUAAAACCCCAGCUUCUCCGUGUGUUCAUUUAGAGAACGAGUGCUUUCAUGGUUUGCAUCCUAACCCCGAACAUCCUGUGUGCUGGGACUUUCCAGAAAUGAAGGAUUGAUUGAUUGAUGACCAUUUCCUGUUUAAUCAUAAAGGGAUUGACUCUAAUGCGCUGGAGGCGAUGAGCAGAAUAUUCUAAUGUGUGUUGUGAGAAUGUGAACCUGUGUUUGGGUAUACAUCAAAACCAACUGCAUGUGCUUUCUCAAAUCAUAUGUAAAUGUAAUUAUCAUAUAGGAAGAUGACAAUCAUUUGGUCAACCAUUUUAAAUCAUUGUAUUUGGGAUGUGUUUAAUUGGAUGUUUGUUGGAUACUUAUAUCAUUGAGAGAAGUGCAUUUUAUUGCUCAGUCAUUGGGUACAUACUAUCAAUGUGCUUUUCUAAAUAUCUCUUACUAUUCAGGUGUGAAUUUUUGUUUUUCAGUCAUGUUAUAAUUAGUGCUGAUCAUCAUUUUUGUGUGUUACAGUUUAGGACUCACUUUAUUAGUAGAUUAUAGAAUACAAUUUGCUUAGUGUUUGGGAAAAAUUCAUUUAAAAAUGAAUUAUGUUUGGAAAAUUGAGAUUCCCCAUUAGCAGAGUGUAAUAAUUUAAUAUCACAUGUUGUUAUUGUGAAGCCCAGCCAUCAUUGCCCAAUUAUUGGCUGUUUUACCACUUAAUCAUGAGCUUAUUUAUCUAUUCAUUGCCACAUCGUACAUAUUUGCCUUCAUUUGUUUUCUAAAUGUGUGUAUUCUCAACUGGUCAGGCCUCGGGACCCACUUUUUUCCUUUUUCAAUAAAUCGUGACCCGAUA